UUGUUGAUAAAGAAAUUAAAGUCAAAACUAAACAAGGAGUCUCCUGCGACACACGUGCUAGUUUAUUCCAUUGUUUUAUUCACGUCAGUUAUCGGAUUUCGACUCAAGAUGUAUUUAGAAGGUCAACACUACAUGGUUUUGUAUACGGAAGAAGACAAGCAGGCUGUUAAAAAAGAAAUUGGAUUAAAAGACGGUGUACUCGAAGAAGAUAUUAAUUUAAUUAUUGAAUGGUUCAAGAAACAACCACACCUGGCUGAAGCACCCAUAGAUCGCGAUUUCAUCGAAAGAAUUUUGGUCUCUGCGAAAGGCUCUCGAGAAAAAGCUAAAUACAGGAUUGACAAUUUCUAUAAGUACAGAGCAUUGGCCCCAGAGUUAAUACAAAGUAGAGUUGAAAUACUUUCGAAGACUGAUGAAAAUAUUUGGACAUUUUUCCAUCAAGGAAUAGUACCACAACUUUAUAAUGGAAAAAGAGUUUCAUUAAUUAAUUUUGAAUCUGAUCCAAGCACUUUUGACACUGAAGUUUUGUAUAGAAAUAUAAUUCUUAUGGCUGACUUCCGAUUGAAAUAUGAUUAUAUGUUCAAUGAGAUUUGGGUUGUAGAUUUAAAUAAUGCGGGAUUUGGACACUUAAUGCGUUAUAAUCCGAUAAUUUUUCAAAAGGCAGUCAAUAUUUAUCAGGAGGGAUUAGGUGUACGGGUGAGCAAAAUACACUGUGUGAAUGCACCGGUGUUCGGUCAUCAUGUAGCUAAUUUUAUGAAAAAAUUUGUAAAGGCAAAACUGAUGGAACGUGUUAUUAUUCAUGAUUCGCUGGAGAGCUUACAUAAACAUUUACCUAAACAAUAUCUUCCAAAAGAUUACGGUGGUGAUCUGCCAACCUUAAAAGAGUACUCAGAUAGAUUCGAUAAAGAAUUUAGAACGGAAAAAACUAAAAACAUACUUAUAGAUUUCUGCAAGCUAGUUUCUGAUGAAAGUAAAAGGCCCAGAGAAAAAUACAAUGAAGAAGCUAUCGUUGGUUCCUUUAAAAAAUUAGAUUUUGACUAA
Messenger RNA from Parnassius apollo (apollo), 1038 nucleotides. The record is from the annotation of a GenBank genome assembly. NCBI's taxonomy places the organism in Eukaryota, Metazoa, Arthropoda, Insecta, Lepidoptera, Papilionidae.